AUGGACCCCAAUUUUUGUCCAAUCCCUGAUACCAGCUCUCAUUCCGCGUCAGUCCAUUGGCCUACAUGUCAAGAGCCCAGUCUCUCGUUUGGGCCGGAGGAGCCGAUCCCGUACCGAUGCAUUCAGAAUGCGUUCUGCGCUCAAGCAGCUGCAAACCCAGAACACACCGCUGUGGUUGAUCAUUACGGUCAAUCGUUGACAUACAAACAGCUGGACGUAUUAUCCCUCCACCUGGCUUUAAAUCUGCGUGGACAGGGUGUCACGAAUGGAAGCCGCGUAUGUCUCCUCAUUGAACGGUCCAACGCAUACAUCAUUGCAAUCCUCGCUGUCUUACGCGCAGGGGCUGCUUAUAUUCCUCUAGAUGGCGGCGGUCUCACAAUCGUAUUUGCACUAACAGCGUAUUUAUCAUUGUCCUCAGGGACCACGGGACAGCCAAAGGGGGUCAUUAUCAAACAUCUAGGCUUGACAAAUCUGCUAUGUCUUUAUCCUGGAAACCUCGGUGUUAAGCCUGGAGUUCACGUCGCUCAGCUGCUUAACGUCGCUUUCGACAUGUGCGCGUGGGAGAUACUCGCAUGUCUAAUGAACGGCGGUACUCUGCAUCUGCGAGGCCCUCACCGUGCAGACUGGAUUUCGGUCAUGAAGACAGUGGAUGUUGUAAUUUGCACCCCGUCCAUUCUCCAACAGCACCGACCUCAAGAUUUCCCCAACUUGAAAGUAGUCGCGACAGGCGGAGAGCCCAUCUCGCAAGCACUAGCAGACCAAUGGGCCGCGCAGGCGACUAUCGGAACACCGACUCCUAACAGCUCCGUAUAUGUUUUGGAUGACGAUCUCAUGCCUGUCGCGCGCGGAAGAAAGGGCACCAUGUGGGCAGGUGGUCUUGGUGUCUGUCAAGGAUAUCUGAAACGACCUAGUCUCAACGAGAUCAAAUUCAAGCCAGAUCCUUUCUCGCACAAAGGAGGGCUCAUGUUUAAUACCGGGGACUUGGGCGUCAUGAAAGAAGACGGGAGCUUGGUCCACAUGGGACGUUCAGACGAUCAAGUCAAAGUCAAAGGUUUCCGCGUCGAGCUAGAUGGUGUUUCAGCAGCAAUACGCGCUUGUCCAGGCGUUGUGUCUGCGUGUGCGCUCCUGAUCAAGCAAGACAUAUGGGCUUUCUACACUCCCCCGCAUAUAGCCAUAGAGGAUGUGCGUAUAGCUAUUGCGAGGACGCAACCAUACUACGCUGUUCCGACACAGUACAAGGCGCUAAGUUCAAUUCCGUUGACCAGGUAG
Molecule: messenger RNA, 1269 nt
Organism: Postia placenta MAD-698-R-SB12
Lineage: Eukaryota; Fungi; Basidiomycota; Agaricomycetes; Polyporales; Adustoporiaceae
Exons: 6
Coding region: 1-1269 (422 amino acids)
Biological process (GO): secondary metabolite biosynthetic process; amino acid activation for nonribosomal peptide biosynthetic process
Cellular component (GO): cytoplasm
Molecular function (GO): phosphopantetheine binding
Source: RefSeq, a predicted model, not a curated record